Molecule: messenger RNA, 2325 nt
Organism: Pocillopora verrucosa
Lineage: Eukaryota; Metazoa; Cnidaria; Anthozoa; Scleractinia; Pocilloporidae
Product: TGF-beta-activated kinase 1 and MAP3K7-binding protein 1
Biological process (GO): protein dephosphorylation
Molecular function (GO): protein serine/threonine phosphatase activity
Source: RefSeq, a predicted model, not a curated record
CCCAAACCUCCAUCUUUGUUUAUUGGAUGGCGGAAGGAGAGAGGCCUUCGAAUGAAGUCGAAAGUAAUGAUAACUUAGUGAAUUCAUGGCUAGCAAACGGAGCUCUAUCGUGUCCCAAAGUCCUACUGAGAAUUGGACAGAUGACCUCCCAGUCUGCAAAUUGUCUGGGGUUGGUUUCCUUACAAAUCAAAGGUACAGAGAGGAUGGUGGAAGAAGGGAGGAACAUGAAUUAGAGGACAGGAGUUUCCAUUUCAAUGUAGAUGACACAUAUCUCUAUGGAGUCUUUGAUGGUCAUGAUGGAACAAGGGCUUCAGAUUUUACUGUUCAGAGACUCCCUGCUGAGCUAUUACUUGGUCAGCUAACUGCUGAUAUGAAUGAUGAGCAGAUCAAGGGAGCCAUCAGGCAGGCCUUUAUUGUAGUUGAAAAAGGAUUCUUCCAAUCAUUAGAUGAUGCUUUGGCUGAGAAGACAGAAAUUCAAUUAUCAAUGCCUGAGGGUCUGAGCUCAUAUGAAGCUUACCAACAGUUCCCAGAUGAGGUUGCCAGAAUGCAGGCCUUGCAAGAUGAGAUCAGUGGUGGUACUACUGCUGUAGUAGCUCUGAUUUUCCAAAAUAAACUCUUUGUGGCUAAUGUUGGUGACUCUAGAGCACUCUUAUGUAGAGAGACUCCUGAAGGAAGUAUUUCUGUGACGCAGCUGAGUGUUGACCACGUCACAAGUAACAACGACGAGCUUACUCGGCUGGCAAAUCUGGGUCUGGACAUUCAGCAGAUAUUAAGGAAUCGUCGGAUUGGAAAUCAGGAGAACACAAGAAGUAUCGGAGACUAUUGUGUUAAAGGUGGCUACAAGGACUUUGAUAUUCUAAGUGCCGCUACUGAAGAGCCUGUUAUCGCAGAGCCUCACAUUUGCGGUGGCUUUCCAAUUGACGAAACCUUCCACUGUCUGGUGCUGAUGUCGGAUGGUGUUUACAAGUCCAUCGAUGAAGCGUCAGAUGUAGAAACCAAUUCCAAUUUUGAUGUUGUUCGGCUGGUCGCUGAAGAACUUCAUUGUCAGAACAACAUGACUGGUGUGGCACAAGCUGUUGUGGAUAGAGUGGGCAGGGCACAUCAUGACACAUACAUGACCCAAAUGUCCAAGUGUCAGAAAAGAGAUGAUAUGACAUUACUGAUUCGAAUUUUCAAAGAGGAGAUCGCCAAUAGUUUGAAGAGUCCAAGGGCUCCCGGAAGACAGUCGGUGUCAGCGAUGCCUCCCAUGAGUCCCGGAGUGCUUCCUGUGUCUGUACCAUAUAACCCUUCCAACCCCAUGACGGGGAGUGCUCCUUCACUGUACAUACCGUCCGGAGUACAGACCAGACCUGCACCAAGCGGAAACAGCCCGAGUCCUACCACGUCCACACCCACCAACUUAGUACCACAGGUGACCAUCUCGCGGUCAGACACUCAGAGUUCCGCUUCAUCGGCCAGCGGAUCGCCUUCUGGUUCAUUUCCUCCCGAGCAUGCAACUGCUUUGGGUGCGAGUAGUCAAGGUAUUGACGGCGAAGGGGAAAGCAACGAACAGGAGCAAGGAACAGAAACCAGCGAGGAAACUAGGGUGCAUUCGUAUGUGGAUUUCACUGACUUUAAUCGCCAGGUGGAUGAACUUGGAGCGGAUAAUGUUUAUGGGUGGGACAAUCCCAAACCAGCGGCACCAACGACGCCGGUGUAGAUCUUUUUAUUUUUUUAACUGAACCACUUUAAAUUUGAUUGUAGAAAAUUUUCUUUAAAAUUUGGCCUAGGGACGAUGGAGCCUAUUUUUAACUUGAAAGAGGGGGGGGGGGAAGGGGGGGGGCUUGAGUACGAGUGCCUGGGGGCGCGAGUUUGUAGGCAUGGGUUUGAACCAUCCUACCCCAGAAAAAUUUGAAAUUUAUUCUUCCUACGUACCUCAUACUUAAAAUACAAAUAUCGUCCUUGCCAAAAGUGAGGGAAGCUAAAGCCCCCCCUCCCCACCCCCUGCCUCGCUGUUGACCUGAGAACCCGCGCUUGAAAGUGCUGGAUGGUUCUUCCAGAGAGAGUAUCCCGUGCAUAAACUAAACUUCUCAUGCACGUCAUGUCCAUUCGGACAUUUUCUCUCGGAUACUAGACGGGAAGAAGAAGAGGCUUUUUUAGGAACUUUAAAUGUGGUAAUUGGACAAGUUAUGAUUACAGACCUCGAGAAUCUACUUGGAUUUCGAGGGAACAUUACCCAGGAGUAAUGUAGCACGAAUGUGAAUAUAUUUUGUGUGACUUUUAUUGUUGUACCUGUAAAUGAUCAAUUCUACUCUGUAGUCGUAUUAAAUUUCAUUUCAUUUUCAA